Messenger RNA from Tachysurus fulvidraco (yellow catfish), 1297 nucleotides. Its product is annotated as CMRF35-like molecule 8. The record is from RefSeq and is a predicted model, not a curated record. Lineage: Eukaryota; Metazoa; Chordata; Actinopteri; Siluriformes; Bagridae. The transcript has 3 exons. Bases 127 to 825 code for a protein of 232 amino acids.
UACACAGAUAAAGACACGACACAUUCACAGAGCUGGACAGAGACUUUAACAGUGUGUAACAAAACAGGAGCGUUAAUAUCUUCCUGAAUUGGAGUUGGUGUAGAGAUCUGUGAGAGUGAACUCAGGAUGAAGAUCCUCCUCAUCUUCACCCUCUGUCUGAUCUCAGAUGGAGGAGCCUCAAAGGAAGUAACAGGAUAUUCAGGAGGAGGAAUCCUUAUCAAGUGCAAGUAUGAUACAGAAUACAAAGAUAAACAAAAAUAUUUCUGUAAGGGUUCAUGGCCAGGCUGUACUGACCAAAUAAAGACAGGAGAUAAAAACCAGUGGGUAAAUUCAAGAAGAUUCUCACUGUUUGAUGACACCAAAUCAUCAGAGAUCUGGGUGAUGAUCAGAGAGCUCACUGUACAGGACACUGGGACGUACCAGUGUGGAGUUGACAUUAGUUUAGACAGAGACAUUUACGAACCGGUGGAACUGAAGGUAAAGCAAGGGUCCUUGGUCUCUAGAGAAGUGACUGCAUAUGCAGGGGGAAGAAUUGACAUCAAAUGCAGAUAUGAGGAUGAAUAUAAAGACAAAUCAAAAUCUUUCUGUAAGAUCGGAACACAUCAGUGUUGUUUUAAUCAAAAACAAACAAAACCGAACAGUGAAUGUUCACAUGAUGGCAGAUUCUCAAUUCAUGACAACAGAAGUGCAGGAUUCUUCAGUGUGUUUAUCAGAGAGCUUAUUAUAGAGGACACAGGAACAUACGCAUGUGGUGUUGUUGUGUCUGAUAAACUGGCGGUCUACACUGUAGUGACACUGAAUGUAACAGAAGGUGAGGAGCAUUAAUUAUGUGUUUUAAGGAGAAGAAACGUGGUCAUUUCUAUGCAAAUACACUGUAGAAAUGUGUAUGUGUUGUUAAUAGGAGCUAGGACACAAAUACACAUAUAAAAUUUUAUUUCAUCUGAUUGGUUCUCAUAUCUGUCCUAUGAAAAGUCCAUCAGUAAGAGUGUCCAUGUAGGAGGAGAUUUAACUGUCAGAUGUAAAUACCCACAAUCCCUCAGGAGUGACCCCAAGUUUCUCUGUGGGGGGAGGACACAAGAUUUUGCUUGUUUUUAUAAGGACUCUGUUAAAGAGAAUAAAAAAUAUUUAAUUGUUGAGAAAACGGCCCUGUAUGAUGACAGAGAAAAACAAAACUUCAAUGUGAGUAUUAGAUCUGUAACUAAGCAGGACUCUGAAUACUGGUGUGGAGCUGAAAAAGCCUGGACAUCUGAUCAUGGAUACAAGGUUUAUUUCACACGGAUCAACCUGACAGUCACUG